AUGGUGAGCGUGGCGCCUACGCCGCAACAGCUAAGCCUGGCGGACCUCAAGGCCCUGUCCGUGCUCGGCCAAUGCGUUAGGGGCGUGGUCUUCCACGUGCCUGUCGCCGCAGCUGCAGCCAGGGACAUAUCCACUGAUGCGAGGGAGGAGCCCGGGCUCAGCGGCGGCGGGGAUAGGCACCGGAGGAUCUGGUUCGAGUGUGACGUGCUGCUCGCGCUCUGCUACCCGCUCCUCCUGUCCCUCCGUGGCGUCAUGGCCACCGACGCCAUCGUCAGCUUCACCAUCGACCGAUGCCCCGGAGGUGACCUCAAGUCCCUCCAACGUCGGUGGCAGGCUGAGACGUUGUUCCCCGACUCUGUCAUCCGGUUCUACGCAGUGGAGAUGGUGCUUGCCCUUGAGCACCUCCACGGCCUCGGCGUUGUGUACCGUGACCUCAAGCCGAAGAACAUGCUCAUCCCGGACUCAAGCCACAUCAUGCUCAUCUAUUUCUAUGUAAUAUCUGAAAAAGAAAAGAAAAUAAAGAAAUAG
Messenger RNA from Phragmites australis (common reed), 528 nucleotides. RefSeq names its product serine/threonine-protein kinase OXI1-like. Gene Ontology annotation, biological process: protein phosphorylation. Gene Ontology annotation, cellular component: nucleus; plasma membrane; cytoplasm. The record is from RefSeq and is a predicted model, not a curated record. Bases 1 to 528 code for a protein of 175 amino acids. The transcript has 2 exons. Gene Ontology annotation, molecular function: protein serine/threonine kinase activity; ATP binding. NCBI's taxonomy places the organism in Eukaryota, Viridiplantae, Streptophyta, Magnoliopsida, Poales, Poaceae.